AAUUAUAAGGUGUAAUUAAUUUAUUUUGAUGUCUGUUUCUUUUUGUUUUCAACAUAUUAAAAGUAAAAAACAGUAUAUAUCAUGGUGUAAUGAAGUGGCCUCAUCGUAUUAACAAAGGGGCAGUGACUCUUUCCUCAACCUCAACUGUGUGUCAGUGCGAUGGACAGUGACACUGACACAGAUUUGGAUACAUGGCUAGACGCAACAACGGUAUUGUUGGAAUCCAUACACAAAAAUGAUUGUCAGCCACACAGCAUUCCCAUUGUUCCGGAGGAACUUGGGAAAUGGAGCAAGAAAGAGUACGAGCCAAAGGUGGUGUCGAUCGGGCACCGGUUCAAGGGAAGAAAGGAACUUCUACCAAUGGAAGAGAUCAAGUUCCGUUGCAUGAUGCACCUUUUAAAUAGAACAGCAAGCAUUUUUCAAAACGAAAUUCUAAAAGACUGUAUGAGAGUCAUCUUGACGUUAGACGCAGCUGUUCGCACUAGCUAUGGGGAACAAAUCGAUUUGGACAGCUACAGUCUAGCCACCAUUGUGUUACACGGCGCGUGCUUUCUCUUAGAGCUUUUCAUUUCUCAAUCAGUGGAAUGGAAUUCAAAGCUACAACUCGAAUAUCACACACUCCCUCCUAGCCCAGCAGCUCAACUCGGGAAUAUCGAACUCAUCUUGAGCGAUCUCACCUUAUUAGAAAACCAGAUACCCUUUUUUCUUCUUCAUAACGUCUUCGCUGUAGUUUUUCCCCAUCUCGUUCUUCGUGACAAUUCGUUUAGCGGCAAGAUUUAUCUUAGUAUUACACAAGAUUUGGCGCUGUCUCUUUUUGGCUACUCUCGUGAUUCAAGUUCUAUCUCUAUUCCCGAUCCCAUUGAUGCCUCUCACAUUCUUCAACUUGUUCACUCCUUCAUUCUCAAUCCCCAAAGCCACCAUGGUUCAUGUGUUAUUGAUAUUGAAGUUAAUGUUAAUAAACAAAUAGAACCCAAAUUUUGUGCCACUAGGCUCUUAGCCGCCGCUGGGGUUACUAUAGUCAAAACUGAAGACAAUUCUAUUAUUCCAAAAUUCAGCAGCAGGAAUGGGGUGCUAGAAGUUCCUCCCUUGCAUAUCACUCAAACCAUGGAAGCAACGUGGCGAAAUUUUAUUGCUUGGGAGCUUCACACUACCAGGUGGAAAAAAAGUGUUGGAAGAGAUUUGUUCACUGUUCGGGCGUUGCUCUACAAUGAUUUGAUAUGCUGUGCAAGCGACGUUCAACUGCUUAAAAACAAGGGAAUCAUCGUAGAUGAGUUGGGUAUGAGUAAUCACCAUCUCAUGGAUCUUCUUCGUUCCAUCACAAAUGGAGUUGACCGUGCGCUUGUUGAUUCAACUUACUGGAACAUGAUUCAUGCCCUCAAUACCUAUAAUGCAACAAAUUGUGUCAUAGGCUUUCCCAUAAUUGUGUGGCAUUAUUUGAGCCGAUUUUCAGAAUGGCUUUACGGUCUGAACAAGUUUUUAAGACGCGGUUACAACUUUGCUGCUGCGUUGAUAACUCUUCUCACUGCCAUCCAGACUUGUUAUACAAUACUCAGCUAUCAUUAUCCAAAGAACAAUUACUUUUUCUUUAUCCAAUUUAUGUUAUUUAAAUGA
Molecule: messenger RNA, 1611 nt
Organism: Cajanus cajan (pigeon pea)
Lineage: Eukaryota; Viridiplantae; Streptophyta; Magnoliopsida; Fabales; Fabaceae
Product: UPF0481 protein At3g47200
Source: RefSeq, a predicted model, not a curated record